CUGCAAAUAAAUACAAACCUGAACCCAUUCGAGCAAAGCAAGAAACCAUUAAGCAUGGAAGACUCACUCCAUUACUGCUUCCUCUCCCUUGUCUUCCUCAUUUUUGCUUUUAAAUUUUACCAGUCAAAAAUAUCCCACAAAAACCUCCCUCCAAGUCCACCUUCUCUUCCAAUAAUCGGCCACCUCCGUCUCCUAAAACCACCGGCUCCUAUGCACCGUACUCUCCACCAUCUAUCUAAAAAAUACGGCCCAAUCAUAUUCCUCAGGUUCGGUAGCCGCCCGGUAGUUGUAGUCUCAUCAACAUCCGCCGUCGAAGAAUGCUUCACCAAAAAUGAUAUCGUUUUGGCCAAUCGUCCAAAUUUUUUUCUAAUAGGGAAGCAUAUAUCUUAUAACAACUCCACUAUUGGGCAGUCGCCUUACGGUGACCAUUGGCGCAACCUCCGGCGUAUUGGAACUAUCGAGAUUUUUUCAACGCAUCGUCUAAACGCGUUUCUAAGCAUUCGAAAAGAAGAAAUCAAACGACUAGCCGUAAAGCUGUCUCAUGAGUCGAUUCAAGAUUAUGCUAAAGUAGAACUGAAAUCAAAGUUCAAAGAGCUAACUUUUAAUGUAAUAAUGAGAAUGAUUGCAGGGAAGAGAUAUUAUGGAGAAGAUGUUACUGAUAAGGAAGAAGGAAAACGAUUUAGGAAGAUAAUUGGUGAGAUAAUGUCUACCGGAGGUGUAUCAAAUCCGGGAGAUUUUCUGCCAGUUCUUAAUUGGAUUGAUGGUGGUAAAUUUGAGAAGAAAGUGAUAAGACUUGGAAAAGAGGUUGAUAAGUUCUUGCAAGAUUUAAUUGAUGAACAUAGGAGUAAGAAGAAGAAUUUAGAGAGUAUGAACACGAUGAUUGAUCAUCUUCUUACUUCUCAAGAAUCAGAACCUGAGUAUUAUACUGAUGAAAUUAUCAAAGGCCUUCUGUUGAACAUGAUUUUUGCAGGAACUGACACAUCAGCAGUGACAUUAGAAUGGGCGAUGUCUAAUCUACUCAACCAUCCAAGCAUACUAAACAAGGCAAGAGAUGAAAUAGAAACUCAAAUUGGGGAAGAUUGCUUAUUGGAUGAGUCUGAUUUUUCCAAAUUACCAUACCUUAAAAACAUCAUAUCUGAAUCUCUUCGACUGUACCCAGCAGCUCCUCUUUUAGCUCCUCACAUGUCCUCAGAUGAUUGCACAAUUGGAGGGUACAACGUGCCGCGUGGCACCAUGCUGUUGGUCAAUGCAUGGGCUAUACAUAGAGAUCCUACGUUAUGGGAUGAUCCAUUAAGUUUUAAACCAGAGAGAUUUGAUAAUGGAGAAGGAGAGAGUUUUAAGCUAAUGCCAUUUGGAUUAGGGAGAAGGUCUUGUCCGGGAGCAGGACUAGCCAAUCGUGUGGUGGGUUUAGCUUUGGGGACACUGAUUCAAUGCUUUGAGUGGAAAAGGGUAACUGAGGAAGAGGUAGACAUGGUAGAAGGCAGAGGGCUUACUAUGCCUAUAGCUGAACCACUCGAGGCCAUGUGCAAGGCACGCCCGAUUAUGAAACAGACAUUGUCUCAGCCUGUUUGAUGUAAGGCAACAAAGAAAAAUCAGUAAAUUUUAGUUGAAUAAUGCUAUAUUGUUGUUAAGUUUAUAAGCUCAAAAUAUAGUUAUAGUCUAAUUAAAUAUACAAAAUAAACCGUGGAAAAUUUUGGUUUUUAAAUUUUUACUUUCAAUGUUUGAGUUGUUCAA
Messenger RNA from Jatropha curcas, 1734 nucleotides. RefSeq names its product cytochrome P450 81Q32. The record is from RefSeq and is a predicted model, not a curated record. NCBI's taxonomy places the organism in Eukaryota, Viridiplantae, Streptophyta, Magnoliopsida, Malpighiales, Euphorbiaceae. Gene Ontology annotation, molecular function: oxidoreductase activity, acting on paired donors, with incorporation or reduction of molecular oxygen; heme binding; monooxygenase activity.